UUAUCGGUGGGAACAGUUGCGACUUUUUUUUUUUUUUUUUUUUUGCGUUUUCGCAGACGCUGCUCCCACCGCCGUCUGCAGCCGGCCAUGCAGCCCCACCCCUGCUCCUCUUCUGCCCGACUCCCUCAGGAUAUUUUUAGCGCUGAUGAUGUGCCCUGUCAAAUCACGUAACGGAAACAAGCCUCAGAGAGGAGGAAAGAAAAAAAAAAAAAAAAAAAAACAGAGCUGGUACCGUGGAGAGGUUUCCCGGAUCCGUUUUUCCUCGCUGAGAUCAUCCGGAGCUGACUGCGAAUGAGAUGAGAUUUGUAAUUAAUUUGGUGUUGUGCGUGUUGGUGGUCCCUACCGGCUCAACGCAGACAAGAGGUCAGAGCAGCGUUGUUCCUCCUCUUUUCACCCCGGGUCAUACUGGAGCCUCAGCAUCUCCUGACCUGACAGAGGAUCCUGGGAGCGAGGUUCCACAGUGGACACAUAAUCCCACCGGCAGGAAUGAAACUUCAACUCAACCCACAGCAGCCGUCACCAAGACCGAAAGGACAUUCUAUUCCCAAACUGCAGAAUACACAACUAACAUGUUGAGUACAAGCUCUGCAGGGGCCACAGCUGAAAAAAACAAUACACCUGCAUUCACGACCCAACCAGGUGAGUCCACUGCUUCUCCCUCAGACAUCCUUUCAUUCACGCCGACCGUUCCGACCCCGUCCCCCACUGAAAGCACCGUCCUCCUGACCACGGAGCCCCUCACCACCUUUUCAUCUCAGCAUACAUCCUCUACAGACCACGCGUCCCUGACCAUGGCCCCCACACAGCAGACAACCACAGGCCGCCACCAGAGCUCAGCUCCGGCCCGGGCUGCAGGACCGACCCACCAGGAGGUCCCAGCUGAGCUGAACGUAGGAGACGAAGAUUUCAAGGGGCCUCGCCUCCGUCCCAGUUCACCUUUAGACCCCCUGCUCGCCGGCCUUCUGUCAGUGUUUAUCGUCACCACGGCUAUCGUCUUUGUCAUCCUCUUUCUCAAGUUCCGCCAAAGGACCAACCAUCCAGAGUUUCACCGACUGCAGGAUCUACCCAUGGAUGACUUAAUGGAGGACACACCACUCUCCAGAUACUCCUACUGAUCCAACGUACGUCUCCUGUAUCAUUCAGAGAGCAGACACAAAGCACCAACCAAAGGCGGGACGUCCAGUCUGGAUCAGAGUAAAACCUUUUACCUGGAUACAGUUGCAUCUCUGCUGUUGACGUACAGAUUCUGACUGAGUGUCAUAUCGGUGGUGAAAACACAGUAUUUAUCUGUAGCUCUAUGUGGCUUCAUUAUCAAUGAUCGUGUAAAAGAAACCACAACUUUUUCCACAUUCCCUUUAAAGCUCCAGAGCUCAUCAGUCUGGUGGAAAAACCUUUGCUGUCUUUCUUAUCUGAGGUGAGGCAUUGGCACCUCUGCACCCUGACUGACCUUAUGUAUGCACAGCACUUUAUGGUGACAUUAACAGUCACAGUGCCCUCUAGGGGACAUCUGAGGUAAUGUGGAGCAAGUCUGCUUCUUUAGGUCCUUCCAUGUAAUUUAACCUCAGGUUUUCCAGCCAGGAAUACAAAAGUGAGAGACAAAGAGGGAAUGAGGAUAUGCAGAGGUUCAGAACACGUUGGAAAGUUAUAACACAGCCCAAAACAAUCAAAGAACACACAUACAGUUGUGCUCAUAAGUAAGCAUACCCGAGCAGAAUUUGUGAUUCUUUAGCCAUUUUUCAGAGAAUAUGAAUGAUAAUACAAAAAGCUUUUCUUUCACUCAUAGGUAGUGGUUGGAUCAGUGGUUUUCAAUGUUUUUUGGCCUGUGACCUCAUUUUAACAUCACAAAUUUCUGGUGACCCCAGACAUUCAAAACAGAGACUUUUUUUU
This is a messenger RNA of Sphaeramia orbicularis (orbiculate cardinalfish), 1887 nucleotides long. Its product is annotated as cell wall protein DAN4-like. Bases 297 to 1115 code for a protein of 272 amino acids. Lineage: Eukaryota; Metazoa; Chordata; Actinopteri; Kurtiformes; Apogonidae. The transcript has 6 exons. The record is from RefSeq and is a predicted model, not a curated record.